Camelina sativa (false flax) is the source of this 1222-nucleotide messenger RNA. The record is from RefSeq and is a predicted model, not a curated record. NCBI's taxonomy places the organism in Eukaryota, Viridiplantae, Streptophyta, Magnoliopsida, Brassicales, Brassicaceae.
CCCAAUACGGGCCCAAUGACAAACCCUCGUUCAUAUUUAACUUAGCUCCGAUCCGAUCAUCGUUGAAACUAGUCCGACCCGCCGGUGACGAUGGAUUUACAGCAAAAGCAGCGGUGCUGGAAACUUGAAGCCGAGGUUUUAGAUAGCGAUUCUUCAUGGAUCAGUGGAUUUGACCCUUCCAAGAAGAAGAAGAAGAAGAAGAAGAAGAAGAGCAAGCCUCUGGUACGCGAAGGCAACAUCUUGUUGCAGGAAGGAGGACACUUUUUGGAGGAUAAUGCACCACACAGUCAAUCUUGCCAGAACUUUGAUGAGCCAGAUUAUGGCUACAAGGAGCUCUUGCGUAGGGCGUUUGAUAGGCUUCGUGAUGACGAUCUUGAGGCUUCUACAGAAAGGCCAAGAACAGUAAUGAUGCCUCCUCAUCUCCUUGCACAAGGGACGGUAACAGUUUGUUUAAACUUUGCUGAUCUCUGCAGAACGAUGCAUAGGAAGCCAGAUCAUGUUAUGAAAUUCUUGCUUCUCCAAAUGGAUACAAAAGGAUUGUUGAACAAACAGCAACGGCUAGAGAUGAAGGGUUUAGUGUCUCAUAGGGAUUUUCAAGCUGUGUUACGGAGAUACAUUGAUGCGUUCGUAAUCUGCAUCUGCUGCAAAAGUCCUGACACAGCUCUCGGGGAAUAUAAUGGUCUCUUCACUCUCAGAUGUGAGAUGUGUGGUUUAGCAGCAUUGAUCAAUGUACCAAGUCCCCUUUAACUAACUCAUCAAGAUAUGGAACUUAUAGAGCCACCUGCUGGGCAAGGUUUCGCUGUAAGGAGGAUUAUAUUGCUGAGGCAGCACGCAAACGGUGCAAAUUUGCUGAGAGUAACGUGUCUUUUCUAUGCACGUAAUGUAAGAAAUCCUGAGAAAAAACGAAAAGAAACAAAACAAAAAAAGGAUGACUCAUCAGUCACUUCUCUAUGAAUUGACUUUAAAAGAUGGGUGGGUUGGUCCGAAGCUUGCACGGAAAAAUUGAAAUGGACAUGUCAGCUAACCCUAGUGGGUGCGCUUCGAAUCUUAGCUUGGCAGUGACAGAUUACUUUGGAACUGUCUCACGUAUCAGUCCUCUGAUUGAUAUCUCUCCAACAUGUGCUGAAACCUAGGACCCAUUCUCUUGCCUUGUAAGUUAAAGUUUUGGAUUAUAAAAAAUUGAGUCCAUCUUUUGUUGGCUUUGAAUAUAUAUACUUCAAAA